ACGCUGCCCCUGCUGACGCCCAGCAAGAGGCCUCUCUUCGAGGGACGGGGGGGCCCCAGCCCCUCCGGGGUGGAGGUCGGAGGUCACUGCCAAGCAUGGCGCGCGCCUGGGGUCCUGGUGUGGCGUCUGUGGUGGGUCCUGUGGGCCUCGUCCUGGUCCUGCUGGUUGGAGGCUGCACCGCAGAAGAGCCCCCCAGGUUCAUCAGAGAACCCAAGGACCAGAUCGGUGUGUCGGGUGGCGUGGCCUCCUUCGUGUGCCAGGCCACGGGCGACCCCAGGCCCCGGGUGACCUGGAACAAGAAAGGCAAGAAGGUGAACUCGCAGCGCUUUGAGACAAUCGAGUUUGAUGAGAGUUCGGGGGCCGUGCUAAGGAUCCAGCCCCUGCGGACACCCCGGGACGAGAACGUGUACGAGUGUGUGGCCCAGAACUCCGUGGGGGAGAUCACGGUCCACGCCAAGCUCACCGUCCUCCGAGAGGACCAGCUGCCCCCCGGCUUCCCCAACAUCGACAUGGGUCCCCAGCUGAAGGUGGUGGAGCGGACGCGCACAGCCACCAUGCUCUGUGCGGCCAGUGGCAACCCCGACCCCGAGAUCACAUGGUUCAAAGACUUCCUCCCUGUGGACCCCAGUGCCAGCAACGGGCGCAUCAAGCAGCUGCGAUCCGAAACCUUUGAAAGUACUCCAAUCCGAGGGGCCCUGCAGAUCGAGAGCAGCGAGGAGACGGAUCAGGGCAAGUACGAGUGCGUGGCCACCAACAGUGCCGGCGUCCGCUACUCCUCACCCGCCAACCUCUACGUGCGAGAGCUUCGAGAAGUCCGCCGCGUGGCCCCCCGCUUCUCCAUCCUCCCCAUGAGCCACGAGAUCAUGCCGGGGGGCAACGUGAACAUCACCUGCGUGGCGGUGGGCUCGCCCAUGCCCUAUGUCAAGUGGAUGCAGGGCGCCGAGGACCUGACGCCUGAGGACGACAUGCCCGUGGGCCGCAACGUGCUGGAGCUCACGGACGUCAAGGACUCGGCCAACUACACCUGCGUGGCCAUGUCCAGCCUGGGCGUCAUUGAGGCCGUGGCCCAGAUCACCGUGAAGUCUCUCCCCAAAGCCCCUGGGACGCCCGUGGUGACCGAGAACACAGCCACCAGCAUCACCAUCACGUGGGACUCUGGCAACCCGGACCCUGUGUCCUACUACGUCAUCGAGUACAAGUCCAAGAGCCAGGACGGGCCGUACCAGAUCAAGGAGGACAUCACCACCACGCGCUACAGCAUCGGCGGGCUCAGCCCCAACUCCGAGUACGAGAUCUGGGUGUCAGCCGUGAACUCCAUCGGCCAGGGCCCCCCCAGCGAGUCGGUGGUGACACGCACUGGCGAGCAGGCGCCGGCCAGCGCCCCGCGGAACGUGCAGGCCCGCAUGCUCAGCGCCUCCACCAUGAUCGUGCAGUGGGAGGAGCCCGUGGAGCCCAAUGGGCUGAUCCGUGGCUACCGCGUCUACUACACCAUGGAGCCCGAGCACCCCGUGGGCAACUGGCAAAAGCACAAUGUGGACGACAGCCUGUUGACCACCGUGGGCAGCCUGCUGGAGGACGAGACCUACACCGUGCGGGUGCUGGCCUUCACAUCUGUGGGCGACGGGCCACUCUCGGACCCCAUCCAGGUCAAGACCCAGCAGGGAGUGCCCGGCCAGCCCAUGAACCUGCGGGCCGAGGCCAAGUCAGAGACCAGCAUCGGGCUGUCCUGGAGCCCGCCGCGGCAGGAGAGCAUCAUCAAGUACGAGCUGCUCUUCCGCGAGGGCGACCGAGGCCGAGAGGUGGGCAGGACGUUCGACCCGACGACGGCCUUCGUGGUGGACGACCUCAAGCCCAACACGGAGUACGCUUUCCGCCUGGCGGCGCGCUCCCCGCAGGGCCUGGGCGCCUUCACCGCGCCCGUGCGGCAGCGCACGCUGCAGUCCAAACCGUCAGCCCCCCCUCAAGACGUUAAAUGUACCAGCAUGCGCUCCACGGCCAUUCUGGUAAGUUGGCGCCCGCCGCCGCCGGACACGCACAACGGGGCCCUAGUGGGCUACAGCGUCCGCUACCGACCACUGGGCUCGGACGACCCGGAACCCAAGGAGGUGAAUGGCAUCCCCCCGACCGCCACUCAGAUCCUCCUGGAAGCCCUGGAGAAGUGGACUGAGUACCGUAUCACCGCCGUCGCACACACAGAGGUGGGGCCAGGGCCCGAGAGCUCGCCCGUGGUCAUCCGCACCGAGGAGGACGGAAAUGGUCAUCACAAACCUUGAGCCCGAGACCGCAUACUCCAUCACAGUAGCUGCCUAUACCAUGAAAGGUGACGGUGCUCGCAGCAAACCCAAGGUGGUGGUGACCAAGGGAGCAGUGCUGGGCCGCCCCACCCUCACGGUGCAGCAGACCCCGGAGGGCAGCCUCCUGGCGCGCUGGGAGCCCCCGGCGGGCGUCCCUGCCGAGGACCAAGUGCUGGGCUACCGCCUGCAGUUCGGCCGCGAGGACGCCGCGCCGCUGGCCACGCUGGAGUUCGCGGCCUCCGAGGACCACUACACGGCGGCGGGCGUGCACAAGGGCGCCACCUACGUGUUCCGGCUGGCGGCGCGCAGCCGCGGCGCCCGCCGAGCGCAACGGGGCCAUCGUCAAGUACACGGUGGCCGUGCGGGAGGCCGGCGCUUUGGGGCCUCCGCGAGAGACAGAGCUGCCCGCGGCGGCCGAGCCCGGGGCCGAGAACGCGCUCACGCUGCGGGGCCUCAAGCCCGACACGGCCUAUGACCUGCAAGUGCGAGCCCACACGCGCCGGGGCCCCGGCCCCUACAGCCCCCCUGUCCGCUACCGCACGUUCCUGCGGGACCAAGUCUCCCCCAAGAACUUCAAGGUGAAGAUGAUCAUGAAGACCUCGGUACUGCUUAGCUGGGAGUUUCCCGAUAACUAUAACUCGCCCACGCCCUACAAGAUCCAGUACAACGGGCUGACCCUGGAGGUGGACGGCCGCACCACCAAGAAGCUCAUCACGCACCUCAAGCCCCACACCUUCUACAAUUUCGUGCUGACCAACCGCGGCAGCAGCCUGGGCGGUCUCCAGCAGACAGUCACCGCCUGGACAGCCUUCAACAUGCUGAGUGGCAAGCCUGGCGUCUCCCCCAAGCCUGACCCUGACGGCUACAUCUUUGUGUACCUGCCCGAUGGCCAGAGCCCCGUGCCUGUGCAGAACUACUUCAUCGUGAUGGUGCCGCUGCGCAAGUCUCGCGGAGGCCAGUUCCUCACCCCGCUGGGCAGCCCAGAGGACAUGGAUCUGGAGGAGCUCAUCCAGGACAUCUCGCGGCUCCAGAGGAGGAGCCUGCGGCACUCACGCCAGCUGGAGGCGCCCCGGCCCUACAUUGCUGCCCGCUUCUCAGUUCUGCCCCAGCUUUUCCGUCCUGGGGACCAGAAGCAAUAUGGUGGCUUUGACAACCGGGGCCUGGAGCCUGGCCACCGCUACGUCCUUUUUGUGCUUGCUGUGCUGCAGAAAAGUGAGCCCACGUUCGCGGCCAGUCCCUUCUCAGACCCCUUCCAGCUGGACAACCCCGACCCCCAGCCCAUCGUGGACGGAGAGGAGGGGCUCAUCUGGGUGAUCGGACCGGUGCUGGCCGUGGUCUUCAUCAUCUGCAUCGUCAUUGCCAUCUUACUGUACAAGAACAAGCCUGACAGCAAACGCAAGGACUCGGAGCCCCGCACCAAGUGUCUGCUGAACAACGCCGACCUCGCCCCCCACCACCCCAAGGACCCUGUGGAAAUGAGGCGCAUUAAUUUCCAGACUCCAGACUCGGGCCUCAGCAGCCCCCUCAGGGAGCCGGGGUUUCACUCGGAAAGCAUGCUCAGCCACCCCCCGAUCCCCAUCGCCGACAUGGCGGAGCACACGGAGCGCCUCAAAGCCAACGACAGCCUCAAGCUGUCUCAGGAGUACGAGUCCAUCGAUCCUGGGCAGCAGUUCACGUGGGAACAUUCCAACCUGGAGGUGAACAAGCCCAAAAACCGCUACGCCAACGUCAUCGCCUACGACCACUCACGUGUCAUUCUCCAGCCCAUUGAAGGCAUCGUGGGCAGCGAUUACAUCAACGCCAACUACGUGGAUGGCUACCGGCGGCAGAAUGCAUACAUCGCCACCCAGGGGCCCCUGCCUGAGACUUUCGGGGACUUCUGGCGGAUGGUGUGGGAGCAGCGGUCUGCCACCAUCGUCAUGAUGACGCGGCUGGAGGAGAAGUCUCGGAUCAAGUGUGACCAGUACUGGCCCAACCGCGGCACGGAGACCUACGGCUUCAUCCAGGUCACGCUGCUGGACACCAUCGAGCUGGCCACCUUCUGUGUGAGGACCUUCUCCUUGCACAAGAAUGGCUCCAGCGAGAAGCGGGAGGUCCGCCAGUUCCAGUUCACGGCGUGGCCAGACCACGGGGUCCCCGAGUACCCGACUCCCUUCCUGGCUUUCCUGCGCCGGGUGAAGACCUGUAACCCGCCCGAUGCCGGCCCCAUCGUGGUCCACUGCAGCGCCGGCGUGGGCCGCACGGGGUGCUUCAUCGUCAUCGACGCCAUGCUGGAGCGCAUCAAGCCUGAGAAGACGGUGGACGUGUACGGGCACGUGACGCUCAUGCGCUCCCAGCGCAACUACAUGGUGCAGACCGAGGACCAGUACAGCUUCAUCCACGAGGCGCUGCUGGAGGCCGUGGGCUGCGGCAACACCGAGGUCCCCGCCCGAAGCCUCUACACCUACAUCCAGAAGCUGGCGCAGGUGGAGCCGGGCGAGCACGUCACCGGCAUGGAGCUGGAGUUCAAGCGCUUGGCAAACUCGAAGGCGCACACCUCCAGGUUCAUCAGCGCCAACCUGCCCUGCAACAAGUUCAAGAACCGCCUGGUGAACAUCAUGCCCUAUGAGAGCACCCGCGUCUGUCUGCAGCCCAUCCGGGGCGUGGAGGGCUCCGACUACAUCAACGCCAGCUUCAUCGACGGCUACAGGCAGCAGAAGGCCUACAUCGCCACGCAGGGGCCUCUGGCGGAGACCACGGAGGACUUCUGGCGCAUGCUGUGGGAAAACAACUCCACCAUUGUGGUGAUGCUGACUAAGCUACGAGAGAUGGGCCGAGAGAAGUGUCACCAGUACUGGCCGGCCGAGCGCUCUGCCCGCUACCAGUACUUCGUGGUGGACCCGAUGGCCGAGUACAACAUGCCACAGUACAUCCUCCGCGAGUUCAAGGUCACUGACGCCCGGCGCCGGCGUGGGCAGGACGGGCGUGUUCAUCACGCUGAGCAUCGUGCUGGAGCGCAUGCGCUACGAGGGCGUGGUGGACAUCUUCCAGACGGUGAAGAUGCUGCGGACCCAGCGGCCGGCCAUGGUGCAGACGGAGGACGAGUACCAGUUCUGUUAUCAGGCGUCGCUGGAGUACCUUGGCAGCUUCGACCACUAUGCAACAUAAAGCCAUGAGGGGCCCGCAGCGGACGGGCACGCAGGGGCUGCAGGGGCGGCUUCGGGGCCAAGCGGGCCCGGGCCAAAGUGGCCUCCCGAGCCCCCCGCGAGGACCCCAGCCCCCGCUGCCGCCGUCAUACACUUGGAACAUUCCUCGUUACCUUGCGAUUCCAAACCAAGACUCGGGUGGGGGGUGGGGGUCGACACGCAGUCGGGGCUCCCCAGACCCCAAGGGGUGGGGCGCGGGCCAGGGACUCACCUCAGCCUCCUGGGGACCGGGCACCUCCUUCCUGUCCUGCAGCCUGGGGCGCGGGCCGGCGAGGGGGCAUGGGCAGAACCCAGCUUUCUUUUGAACCUCUUGGUGUAACUGUAUCCGGUGACAUUUCCUUUUUUUUUUUUUUUUUUUUUUUUAAAUAGUGUAUUUUUUUCCAUUUUUUUUAAAAG
Molecule: messenger RNA, 5875 nt
Organism: Chinchilla lanigera (long-tailed chinchilla)
Lineage: Eukaryota; Metazoa; Chordata; Mammalia; Rodentia; Chinchillidae
Gene: Ptprs
Product: protein tyrosine phosphatase, receptor type, S
Biological process (GO): protein dephosphorylation
Molecular function (GO): protein binding; protein tyrosine phosphatase activity
Source: RefSeq, a predicted model, not a curated record